AUGGCUCUAGAAACUUGGCUCAUCAAAGUAAAGAAGACCAUAGCCCGUGCCACCGCGCCCCAUCAUCACGCACCGAAACCCACCAUUAUGGUCAAGAAAUCCCCACAGAUUGGCGUUUUGGCCUUCGAGAUCUCCGGCCUCAUGGCGAAGCUCCUCCACUUGUGGCAGUCCCUGUCGGACAAGAACGUCACGCGCCUCCGCGGUGACGCCGUGGCAUUGGAGGGCGUCCGGAAGAUCGUGUCCAACGAUGAUGGAUUCCUCUUGGGGCUGGCCUGCGCGGAGUUGGUGGAGAAUCUCAGGGUGGUGGCGAAAUCGGUGGCGAGAAUUGGCCGGAAAUGCGACGACCCAAAGCUCCGGUCGUUUGAGCGGUUGUUGAACGAGUUCGCUAACUCCGGCAAGGACCCUCACGGCAUGGUUGUUGGGUGGAAAGAAAUGGAGGCCAAGAUCAAGAAGAUGGACCGGUACGUGAGCUCCACCGCUCUGCUUCACAAGCAAAUGGACGAGCUUUCCGGCGUCGAGAAUAGCCUCAAGAAGGCCAAGGCGGCGGCGGCGGCGGCGAAGGACCUCGAGAGCUCCGGUAGAGAAAAAAGGCUCAUCGAUCUCCACCAAAAGCUUCAAUGGCAGAAACAACAAAUCAAAUAUCUCAAAGAGAAAUCCCUCUGGUCUAAAACAUUCGACACCGUCACAUUACUACUAGCCCGCUCCAUUUUCACGACGCUAUCGAGGAUCAAAAUCGUGUUCGGAAUCAACAAUUACCCCUCCACGCUCCCCCGGAGCCUCUCCGCUUCCGCUACCGUCCACCCGUCGGAAAAUCCCCCACCCCCACCACCCUUCGUCUCCGGGCCGUUAGUCCAAGAACCCGACUACCCUUCACCCAAUAAAUUCUUCUCAUGGAAUUCCGACAUCCUAAAACCUCCGGCGACCACCCUAGGCGCGGCGGCGCUGGCUCUACACUACGCCAAUCUUAUAAUCGUCAUGGAAAAGAUGAUCCGGUCGCCGCAGCUCGUCGGAGUCGACGCCCGGGACGAUUUAUACUCAAUGUUACCCAACAGUAUCCGGUCGUCGCUCCGGGCGAGGCUAAAAGGGGUGGGAUUCUCUGCCACCGACCCGGCGCUGGCCGGAGAGUGGCGAGACGCGCUGCAGAAGAUACUGGGAUGGCUAUCGCCAUUGGCACACAACAUGAUCAAAUGGCAGAGCGAGAGGAGCUUCGAGCACCAAAACCUCUUGCCCAAGACCAACGUUCUCUUGCUCCAAACCUUAUUUUUCGCGAACCAGGAGAAGACCGAAGCCGCCAUUACCGAGCUUCUGGUCGGCCUCAAUUACAUCUGGAGAUUUGAAAGGGAGAUGAAUGCUAAAGCCCUAUUCGAAUGCACAAACUUCAACACCUUCUUGAAUUUGCAAGAAUUCAAAUAA
This is a messenger RNA of Ipomoea nil (Japanese morning glory), 1413 nucleotides long. RefSeq lists its product as uncharacterized. Gene Ontology annotation, biological process: positive regulation of growth. NCBI's taxonomy places the organism in Eukaryota, Viridiplantae, Streptophyta, Magnoliopsida, Solanales, Convolvulaceae. The coding region runs from base 1 to 1413 and encodes 470 amino acids. The record is from RefSeq and is a predicted model, not a curated record. The transcript has a single exon.